GCGAACAGAGCACUGGCGACUCCACGCCUGCGACUGAUACGGCUGGGCACGAACAACAUUGGGCGACAUAUGCUGGAGUCUACCAGUCUUUGGCGAAUGCAGCUCGUCAAGGGUCGUCAGAAGACAAGGACAAUUCAGCUUUCAGCACGGGCUACUCCACGUACGAAUCACGGCAUCCCCAUGCUCAAGGCGCUGUGCUCCGGGCCAUCUUCGAUAACGAUCACAGACUGCCCUUCAACGACAAGGUCCCGUUCUUUCACACUUCAGGCCCGCUCAAGGGUCAACCAGUUUUCAAGAGGGCGAAGAUGAAUGCGAGAAAGCAAUCAGCCACGCGGCGCUACUAUGCAAGGCUUGCAUUGGAAUUUGGUGUUGUCUGGUCGGACCGCGCUGGCGACGUGGUAUGCAUGCCAGACGGUCUUGAUCCAAGUCGCUGGACUCUCUUCCAACUCGGCGCAGCCACAUUAAUGGAGGCUUGCUAUGACAUCAUCAAGACGCACCCUCAGAACCCUCAAGUCGUGCAGAUGCUCAAGGACAUGGUGGUCCGCGCUGUCAUUCUAAAUCCCAAGACUCCUCCUGGCGCUCAAGUGUGGAUAGCCCUUCAGUGCAAUAGGCUGGUGAGGCUCGGCGCGGAGACAAGCUUCGUGGAGCGCUUGAACAUAACACCUGUGAUCCAUGAGAGUUGGUUGGCUGCCGACGAUGAAGAUGACGGGCCCGAAGAAGCAGGUGGUUACGAGAAGAAGUUCGGUAAUUUCAUCCAGAAGCAUUUCAAAGAGUACUUCGCUGGUUAUACGCAGUACACAAGGGCAAUGAAGUUCAGGAAGUGGGCUGAGAGCAUCGAGGGCUUCUGGCCGCAGCUCGUCGAUGACUGGGGGGAGCACGUGAGCUUCGAGAACACGAAGAUGGACUCAGACAAAGUCUUCAUCGUGCUCGAGACCAUCCAGAAGGAAGCCUCACACAAGACAUUGCCAAACUUUUCCAACGAAGUACUCGUUGCCAUGUUCGCUCACGCAGCACCGCGAGAUGAUCACCAGGACUGGGUACUUGUUACAGCCGCUGAUGUCAAGUCACGCCUGCGUCAGUUCCACUUGGACAUGGGUCAGAGCAAGCAGUCCAAGCAGUCGAACGAGAACGUGCCUGAUGCGAAGACGAGGACGAGGUUCGGCGACGACAUCCACAAUGCGAUCAGCAAUGCUAUCCGCCCAGUGCCGGCCGAGGACCUCGACCACGACUUCAUCAUGAAGAUGUACCGCGCUUGCGUUCGCUUUGGCAUGAAGACGCACUCCGAAUCUUCUGUGGCUCUCACGGCUUCUGGAGAGAAGGAGGUGAACUAUAAAAGCUGGGUGAAACUGCGUCGCGACGUUGAGAAAGCCAUCCAGUUGCGCUUCAAUUUGGAGGAUCGUGAGCCUGAGGCUGUUGUAGUCGAGGACGAACCCGAGGACGCUGAAGUAGCUGGAGGCCGUGAGACAGCAGUACCGCAGAAGGAGACCAUGUCUGGUCCAGCUCCGUUUGUUUCGCAAGCAAUGGACUCCGAGUUUACCGAUGUCCACAAGGCGUGCCGGCACCUCGUCAAGGACAUCAUGACUUCCCUCGGCGGCAAUGUUGCUGCUAUUACUUCUUUGCAUAAUCGCAUGGCUGAUAAUCCUGCCUCUAUCGACACGGACAUUUUGUCUUUGCACGUUCGUUCUGUGAGGGCGAAGGGCGCUUUGCUGUGUGACCUCAAGAACCCUCUGAUCGUAGGCAGCUCGACGGUCAGUCCAACAGCAGAUACUUCAAGUGGCACCACCGCCUGGUUUACCAAUAACCUUAUCGAUGUUUUGCUGGAGCUCGUCAUGAAGAACCCCCCCAUGAAUGUCUUCAAGGUUGCCAGGGCAAUCAUCGAGAUGGACGUCGCGGUGAACGACGUGCAGGAGCUGAAGAAGAAGAUCGGCGAGAAGAUUGGGGUAGUGGAUGACAAACUGGAGCAGCUUGGGGACGUCUGGCCGACAAACGACAACGUGAGGGCGACGCACAUGUCUCGGUUCGCCAACGUGAGCAUGCUGCUGCUGACCGUCGAGGCGUCUGGGAAGCUCUCAACAACCGCAACGCCAUCUUAUGAAUACUUCUGCAAAGGAAUUGAUUUCUUGAAGAACUUCACAGACUGCCCGUUGCAGCGCGAGCUCGACUGCGACGACGAGGCCGUCGGUAAGUUCUGGAAGAUCACGUUCGAGGUCGCUAAUUCAUCCGACGCUUUCGUCACUGCCAAAUCAGAGAACGCUUGGAAAGUGUGGGAAACCACCGAGAAGCACAAGAUGAAGAGCAUGAGCAAGGCGAAUCUGAUUUCAUGUGUGAAGGCUGAAAGUUCCGACCCAGACAACUUUGACGACUCCGACGUGAAUGCCAUGCAGAUCGACGCCUCGCGUGGACAAUUGCUUGGGCUGCGUGAGAGAGUUGCGCGAGAAGCGGACAAAGCUGCUGCCCAGGCGUUUUUGACCGCUGUGGAGAAGAAGUACCUCGAGAAGAAUGGGGCUCCUCUUGAGGCCGACGCCACGAAGGUGAAGAGCGAGAGUGUGGAUGAGAAAGGCGAGGGUGCUCUUGUCGAAUGCGGUCCAGCUGUCGAUAUGAGGAAGAUCGGCGAUGCGCUUUCGAUCAUGGAACCCUUGGAGAUUGACUCGAAAACGUACAUUGGCAUAUUCAGCCUAUCACGCCUCGCCCCACACAGACCAACGUUGGUAAAAGCCCAGCAGGUAUCGUUCGACAUUUCGCGUUUCAUUUCUUCCUUGGGCGACGCUGUUGAGGAUCGGGGGACGUCGCUCAUCAUGAGUACCGAGGCCGCGGUAAAAGGUUCUUCAUUGACUGCCAAACUGUUCAUGAAGAUAAUUCCCUCGGAGCCGAUUGGGAUCAAGCUGUUCUUCACGGGAAUGUUCGUGUUCACGCGCCUUCGCAGCGCCGCUGCAGUGCCAGCAUGGUUUGCCAAGGUCAACAAGGGUGCAGCGGCGAACACGAUCAUAGGCUUCGACAGAGUUUCAGCUCGGACACGCCACGGCAACAUUGAAGUCAGCGUUCCAUAUCUCGCUGUUGCGGAUGCGCCGGCGGCGCUGGCCAAGACCACCGCGGUGGAUUUCAACAG
Molecule: messenger RNA, 3106 nt
Organism: Prorocentrum cordatum
Lineage: Eukaryota; Dinophyceae; Prorocentrales; Prorocentraceae
Source: the annotation of a GenBank genome assembly